Gaeumannomyces tritici R3-111a-1 is the source of this 270-nucleotide messenger RNA. Its product is annotated as diphthamide biosynthesis protein 3. Bases 1 to 270 code for a protein of 89 amino acids. Gene Ontology annotation, biological process: protein histidyl modification to diphthamide. The transcript has 2 exons. Gene Ontology annotation, molecular function: metal ion binding. Lineage: Eukaryota; Fungi; Ascomycota; Sordariomycetes; Magnaporthales; Magnaporthaceae. The record is from RefSeq and is a predicted model, not a curated record.
AUGGCCGACGAGGAGGAGAUCUCAGUGUACGAUGAGGUGGAGAUCGAGGACAUGACGUUCGACGACGCCCUGCAGAUCUACCACUACCCCUGCCCCUGCGGCGACAAGUUCGAGAUUGCCCUGGCCGACCUGCGCGACAGCUCGACCGACAUCGCCGUCUGUCCCAGCUGCAGCUUGAUGAUCCGGGUCAUUUAUGAAGUUGACAACCUCCCCAAGCCCCAAGAACCCAAAGAACCCGAGCCUCCUGCGCCUGUCCCUAUCGCCGCCUGA